Stegostoma tigrinum is the source of this 5556-nucleotide messenger RNA. RefSeq names its product spermatogenesis-associated protein 7-like. The transcript has 12 exons. Gene Ontology annotation, cellular component: axoneme; ciliary basal body; rod photoreceptor outer segment. The record is from RefSeq and is a predicted model, not a curated record. Lineage: Eukaryota; Metazoa; Chordata; Chondrichthyes; Orectolobiformes; Stegostomatidae. Gene Ontology annotation, biological process: photoreceptor cell maintenance; protein localization to photoreceptor connecting cilium; protein localization to photoreceptor outer segment. The coding region runs from base 120 to 1211 and encodes 363 amino acids.
CCACUGUCCAUAUUCAGACCGAUCGUAACGUGUUGCCAGCAGCAGAGAAAUGUUUCUUCGUUUGAAAAAACCCUUCCUGUAAGAAAGUAACAUCAACUAAAAAGGGACUUCAGUCAGCCAUGAUUCCUAAGCAUUCCCUGAUGGGACCAUUUAAGGGACAUAUGUGCAUAAAGAGCAGCCCAUUUUGCUUGGGAUCAUCCUGCAAGCUAUCCACACAGUUUAUUAUUCAAGAUCACUUGGCUAUGCAUUACAAGAGUCUACAAUCAGCCAAAGCCAUUGUUGAUUCAUCUAUGCCAAAAAGCAUGUCUACCAGUAUUAAAUACAAGGAUCAGCAGAAAAGGGAGAGGCUAAAUAAAGCAGUGAAAAAACACCAGAAGGAAAUUCUGCACUAUCGUUCAACAUCUCAAAUGAAUUACAGCUCUGUUUCCCUGGCAACAAGCAGAUUCAGGAACAAGAACCUGAUGAAGAGACCUUUUCAAGAUCCUCAAAAGAAAACAUUCAGUGGAGACCUCCUUGAUAAGCAUUCCGAAUGGUUUACAGAAGAAAGACAGGCUUUCACUCCAAGAAUAUUGAAGAAUAGGGCAAAGUCAUUUCUUUUGAAGUACAAGUAUUAUACAGCACCGAUAAAGACGCAAGACAAUUCAAAUGUAACUCCAACAUGCAACAGGAUAAGCACUGAUGCUAACAUUGAAAGCUUUACAGAAAAGUCUUCUGUCCCAUUUUAUCUGGAGACAAACUGUCCAAUAUGGUAUCAAUCACAGGAAAUGCAGAAGUUGAAUACUAGAGGUUUGUCUGGAAAAGGACACAGUUCCACUACAGUGAAAUCAAAGCUGAUGGCAUGGGAAGAUGAAAUGAAAUAUUUACAGUUUCUCAAAGAUGUAACAGAUGAUAUAUUGCUCAGAGGUUACCAUUCUAACAGGAUCCUGGAAAACAUUUUCCAAAUACAUAUUGAAAGGAGCAAAUACCAUCUUAAUGAGGAGAAGUUGAAAAAUAUCCUACAAAACCUGAGACAUGAGUUGCAAACAGAUCUAUCUGUUAGCUCCUCUGAAUACAAUGCAGCAGCAGUACAGGAAACUCUGCUUCUUGGUAAAACAUUCGACAGAACACGUAGACCUGCAGACAAGGAACCAAUCCGAUUUAAAGAUGAUGACAAAGGAAAACAUGAUUGGAGGAACUCAGACCUGACUGAAAAUGAGAACAUAUAUCCAUGAAAAUGGCAAACACAGAAUGGGGUUGAAAACUUGAGGAAGAGACUUGCCACAGGGCUUUCUAAAACAGAUCAAGGCUUCCAGUAACAUUCAUUCUGAAGAAAAGUGGCAAGGGCAUUUCACGCAUCAAGAUCACAGUGUUCAUGUUAUAACUUGCAGGGGUCCUAAUUGUGCUAACAAGUUAUCUACAGACCCGAAUCCAGAGUUUGCUGCAUUCCAUCCCGGAAUAGUGAAGGUCUCCAGAUCAUCAGCUUGCCUUUCCCGUCUCUUAAAUAUUUUCCUGAAUCCCAUCCUUGUUGCCAAAAUGUGUCUUGGAUCGCAGGGUGUAACCAAGCGGUUAUUUUGGAUUCCUUUAAAUAUAGUUAAGAGAAGACUCAGCAACAGCAAUUUGCUUAAAUGUGGAUGUCUGCUGAGUAGUAAUAAUGAUAAUAAUGAUUAAAAAUUGGAAAGGAAAGGGAAAAAACACCCAACAAGCCUCAUGCCCUUUUGCCCAUCAGGGACCCCUUGAUUGAUGGCUGUUCUGGAGGCUUAGGUUUGUUCCUGGUUUUAUUCAUGAUCCCGGUCCGAAGCAAAAUCCAACUCUCAGAACAAAGCUCUCUCUCUCAUUUACAGUAUAACACAGCCAGCACAGAGAAUGCAGAUAUAGAAGACAAAACUGCUUGCAGGUUCAGAAAACAAGCUGCUGGGUCUUUGGCCCAUAAAAGACUGUUCAUAGGACUCCGUCUAGGUCAUGCAGCUGUCGAAUAUUGUCAUUAACUUUCCUAGCCUAUUUUCCCAUCUUACACAGCCUCUAACCUACUAUUAGUCACAACGAUUUUUUUAGCUGAUGCAGUUAAGUUCCUGGUCAUAGUUAUUACCCAUCACAAAGGAUGUUCAUACUGUUGAAUGUCAGGGGUGUGAUCAGACUGUUUUGUUGGAAAUGAUCAAUGCUUAAUAUCUUUGUUGUAAGCACAUAACCUGUCACUUAUCAGCCCAUUUAUUUUUUGGAUUGAAUAUUAUGUACGUCCUGCUGCAUGCAUACGGGUGAAGGCUGCUUCAUUAUCCAAGGGAUUGUGAUGGGAACGGAAGGCUGAAACUCCAAGUCAACAGUCUCAUUUCUGAUUAUAUGUUGAGGGGAAGUUUUACUCUAAUUCUCAUUCCCUUCAAUUUUACUAGAGUUUCUUGAUGCUGCACUCAAGUGAAUGUUUUGCUGAAGUCUUCUCAGCUUUGAAAUUCAGCUCUUCUGUUUUGAUCAAGACUGAGGUGUGGAACCGAGGGGUUCUGGCAGAUCCCAAACUAAGCUUUAGUGAACAACUUAGUUAUAAGUACUGUUUGAUACCUCUAUUGCCAACACGUUUAUUUACAUUGCUAAUGAUUGAGAAUAGGCUGACAGACAAGAUGAAAUAUUUUCUGCUUCUUUCUGGCAGACAGGACAGUAUGUAAUCCAGGCAAUUUUCCACAUAAUACAGUAGACAGUCGUGUAAUACUUAGGUGGAGACAGUAGGAUUAGACAUAAAACACAAGUCUUCAGUAAUACAGCCAGGCUGUUGCUGUGACCCAUGAUCUUUGCUGUAUCACUAUGUUCAGACUCAUUUCGAUACCAAAUGCAGUAAAUCCAUUUGUAAGUUUAGCUUGUGAUUUUGACAACCUUUAGAAGAGGUGAAGAUUGACUUCACCUGGCUGAUGAUGAUUAUGAAUGCUUCAGCUUUAUGUUUAAAUGCUCAGGUACCAGGCUGUACCGUCUCUGAGGAUUAAGAUGUCAAUAAAACCUCCUCCUCUUGUUAGUUAUUUGAUUUUCCACUAUGAUUCACAACUGGAUGUGGCAAGAUUUCAAAGUUUUGAUCUGACAAAGAUCUGCAGUCUAGGUGGAUUAGCCAUAGGAAAUGCAGGGUUACAGGAAUAUGGUAGGGGAUAAUUGGGUGGAAUGCUGUUUGGGGGAGGGUCAGUCUGAUGGGCUGAAUGGCCUGCUUCCAUACUGUAAGGAUUCUAUGAUACUUUGAUACUGAGGCUGUUCAAUUGUCCAUAGCAUGCUGCUUUUGUUGUUCAACCUGUGUUUUAGAUUCACCAGAUUGACACCUCAUUUUUAGGCAUGCCUGGCUAUGGCAUAUAUUUGACACUCCUUAUUGAACUAGGUCUGUUCCCCUUUGUAUGGGGACUUGCCCAGCAUUUGAACGUACAGUAUAUUUUGUAAUUAAAGUGUUUUGGUUGUAUUAAAUCAUUACAAAUGAAAGCAAAGCUUUGAAGUUAUUACAGCCUUGAUGGCAAUGCGACACUGAAAGAUAUGCUCGGCCAUGAGGUUAUAGCAUUGGACAGAAUACAAUUGCAGCUGUUUAUCCAAAUGACUUGUAGAUGCCCAGUUUCAAGUUCUAAAUAUGUGGCAGUCCUACACACACAAUAAAAGGUAUCCACAUUGUGAAGACAGGGCAUGGCUCCUCAAGGACCACAACAGCUAAUUCUAUAAAUACCGUUAUGGAAAGAUGUCUUUGACACAGACAUUUGAGGAGGAUAAGGUCAAUUGAGCUACAUCUCAGCAUUAGAACAAUAAUAAUGCUAACGAGUCACUCUAGCUAAUGGACAUAGAAUGUAUUCUGGUUGGGAAAUUUAGUGCCCUUUCUGCCCUUAAUACCAAUUCAAUGUUGUAAUCAACACAGAGGAAUACUGAUACAUUAGAACAUGCUGCUGUCUCACCACUAAUCAGCAAGUUUCCUGGCUCAUGUUUGAUACCAUGCAACCUUGUGGAAGUUGGCUCUAAGUCAGUGUUAAAGACUGUUGAGCUUUAUACCAUUGGGACACCAUCUGUAGUGGGUCAGGUCUUACCCCAGAGUUGGUAGAGGAAGAAUUUGGUAGGUUACCUGAAAUGUAUGAUUCUGUGAGUCACAUGUUAACAUGUCCCCGUUUUCCUCUCCCAAUUUUGGCUCAAGCCUCCAAAAUGUUCAAGACAAGGACACUUCAGAGUUGAUUGAGCUGAAUGUGCCUUUGUGUCUGCUGUCUUGGUUGAUGCAAGGUGGUCCACUUUGUUUGACGAUAUUUUAUAGCAGCAAUUUGAUACAACUGAAUAUCUCACUAGGAUCUAGCCCCAAAGUCUUCUUCCAGGUUUUUGGAUUAAUAAUCCAGUAAUAUAAUUUAUUUGCCAGCACGUGGAUGACAAUGCCAUUAGGAAAAUUUGAAACUAAAGCUUAGUUAAAACCAGUCACAGUCACAAUCUUAAUUGAAAUUUGAUUAAUUUUAAUCAAUUUCUGUACAAUUAUAUACAAAAUGCUAGAAAAGACAAAACAAGCACAUAAGUAUUACAUUCCUACUCUAAUAGGAGUAAAAUAUUAUACAUUUUUUUAAGAAAGCACAAGUUUAUUUGCCAUGUACUGCAUAAAGGUUGUUACUAGUUAUGAAACCUUACCCCACAAACAGAUCUGAAACUUCUAGCAGCUUAGAACUCAAAUUUAAGCUUAUGAAAAAACUGGACUUGUUACAAAAUCACAGCACAUUUAAAGAUUUUUCUGAAUUAUUCAAAUUAAUGGCUUUUGGGAUGGUGCUUUAUGACAAUAAGGCCCCUCAACUAAAAAAAAAUCACUUGAGAUGUUCAGGAUGCUGCCAAUAUUUUACAGAAAAUUGUAAUUUAGGGUUAAUAGUUUAGAAAAGAAAUAAUGUACAAAAGUGGCAGUUUUCUGCAAACAGUAAUCUUAACCAUUUUGUAAUAUUACUAUCCUCCUUUACAGAGGAUACUUUACUACUUUAAAGCUGUUUGACAUAUGAUAGUUGGCAUUAUUACUAGAAACUUACAAUCAUUUACUCUGUAAAUCACUGUACUUUGCACACUUUACAGUCAACUUUGGUACUUCCUUUUUGCACCGAGAACUUCUGCAGAAGAAUUUACAAUGGAGUACUCCUGUUAAUAGUGUGCUAUUUCUACUAAUAUUUGUUUACUGUACUUUGCAAUUUUCAUUUUCGCCUGUCACAGUAAUCUGUUUGGUGUAGUGUUUCUUUUGUUCCACAAAUUUCUUUGUAUUCAAUGGGCACCUACUUUUUUCUGAUUGCUUCCCAUCAGAUGUAUUAAAGCCCAUUUUAUUUGCACUGUUUGUUAAAGAUGAUAGUGGUGGCUCUGUCACAUUUGGUACUGAAUCCGGAUGUAAUACUGGAAAUUCAGCUGAGUGCUAAGGAACACAAUGAAGAUAGAUGUCAAAACGUGAAAUUAUGUCAUAUGAUGAGCAAAUAUCAUGAAUUAUUUUCUGUUUAUUAUGAGGGAAUGCAAUCAAACAGGUACAAACAUGAAUAGGAAACUAUAGUCCAACAGACAGGAGAAUAUUCCAUAUCCAUAUUUGCUUUGUUGUUGUGCUGUUCCUUCCAUUAAAGGAUUUAAUAAUUUUUAAAUGUA